CAGAGGGGUGGCGGGAGCGGGUAUCUUGACACACCCCCCCCCCCCCCGCCUUCGCUUCUCAUGGUCCUGGCAGCUGGAGGAGCCGAUGUCCACCCCACCCCCGCUCCCGCCUUGGGCAGAGUAGCCCGGGGGGCUCCCUCUAGGGCGGAGAGGAGGAGCUGCCCAGGGGCCAGCCGCCGCUCCACGGGACCGGAGCCCAGAGCCCGCCCUCAGGGAGGAGAAGCGGGGCCGGGAGAUGGACCCGCCGCACAUGGCUUAGCGCCGGGCGCAGGAGCGGCGUGAGGUUAAUAAUGCUUGUGGGCUAGAGGUGAAAGUGGCUGGGCAGAGCAACAUCAGGAAGGCCACCAGACUGGAAGAGCACAGCUGACCCCACACCAACUAGGGCAGCUGUUGAGUGGGAAGCAUGGAGGAAAGCAGGAAUGAGAAGGUGAACCAAGCCCACAUUCUCUUCGACAGAUUUGUCCAGGCCACAACCUGUAAGGGGACUCUGAAAGCUUUCCAAGAGCUUUGUGACUACCUAGAGCUAAAGCCCAAGGACUAUCGUUCUUUCUAUCAUAAACUCAAGUCCAAGCUCAACUACUGGAAAGCCAAAGCCCUCUGGGCCAAGUUAGACAAGAGGGGCAGCCACAAAGACUACAAGAAGGGGAAAGCAUGCGCCAACACGAAGUGUCUCAUAAUUGGGGCUGGACCCUGUGGCCUUCGUACAGCCAUCGACCUGUCUUUACUAGGAGCCAAGGUAGUAGUCAUAGAAAAGCGGGAUGCCUUCUCUCGCAACAAUGUGCUGCACCUAUGGCCAUUCACCAUACACGACUUGCGGGGCCUUGGCGCCAAAAAGUUCUAUGGCAAGUUCUGCGCAGGAGCCAUUGACCAUAUCAGUAUCCGUCAGCUCCAGCUCAUCCUCUUGAAGGUUGCCUUGAUCUUGGGAAUAGAGAUCCAUGUCAAUGUGGAAUUCCAAGAGCUUGUGUAUCCCCCUGAGGACCAAGAGAAUGAGAGGAUAGGCUGGCGUGCACAGGUUCACCCAAAAACACACCCAGUCUCAGAGUACGAAUUUGAAGUGGUCAUUGGAGGAGAUGGCAGGAGGAACACUUUAGAAGGGUUUCGCCGGAAGGAGUUCCGUGGUAAGCUAGCAAUUGCUAUCACAGCAAACUUCAUCAAUCGCAACACCACAGCCGAAGCCAAAGUGGAGGAGAUCAGUGGCGUGGCCUUCAUAUUUAACCAGAAGUUCUUCCAGGAUCUGCGAGAAGCCACAGGUAUUGACUUGGAGAAUAUUGUCUACUACAAAGAUGACACUCACUACUUCGUCAUGACUGCCAAAAAGCAGAGUUUGCUGGACAAAGGGGUGAUACUGCAUGACUAUGCGGACACAGAGCUGUUACUUUCACGGGAGAAUGUGGACCAGGAGGCUUUGCUCAACUAUGCCAGGGAAGCAGCUGACUUUUCUACCAAUCAGCAGCUGCCAUCACUGGACUUUGCCAUCAAUCACUAUGGGCAACCUGAUGUGGCCAUGUUUGACUUCACAUGUAUGUACGCAUCAGAGAAUGCAGCGAUGGUGCGAGAGCAGAAUGGCCAUCAGCUGCUUGUGGCACUGGUUGGGGACAGUCUGUUGGAGCCAUUCUGGCCGAUGGGAACUGGAAUAGCCAGGGGCUUUCUGGCUGCCAUGGAUUCUGCUUGGAUGGUACGAAGCUGGUCUCAGGGAACUAGCCCUUUGGAGGUCCUCGCAGAGAGGGAAAGCAUUUACAGGCUGCUGCCUCAGACCACCCCUGAGAAUGUGAGUAAAAACUUCAGCCAGUACAGCAUCGAUCCUGUCACCCGGUAUCCCAAUAUCAACAUCAACUUCCUGCGGCCAAACCAGGUGCGCCACUUGUAUGAUACAGGAGACCUGAAAGACAUUCACCUGGAAAUAGAAAACUUGGUGAACUCCAGGACACCAAAGCUGACCCGGAAUGAGUCUGUAGCUCGUUCCAGUAAAUUGCUUGGUUGGUGCCAAAGGCAGACUGAUGGGUAUGCUGGUGUGAAUGUAACAGAUCUCACAAUGUCAUGGAAGAGUGGCCUAGCCUUGUGUGCUAUUAUCCACAGAUACCGUCCUGACUUGAUAGACUUUGAUUCGCUGGAUGAAUGUAAUGUGGAGAAGAAUAACCAGCUGGCAUUUGACAUUGCUGAAAAGGAGUUUGGAAUCUCUCCUAUCAUGACUGGAAAGGACAUGGCAUCUGUUGGGGAGCCAGACAAGUUGUCCAUGGUGAUGUACCUCACACAGUUCUAUGAGAUGUUCAAGGAUUCCAUUCCUUCCAGUGAGGCUCUGGAUCUGAAUGCAGAAGAGAAAGCUGUGCUAAUUGCUAGUACCAAAUCUCCAAUCUCUUUUCUUAGCAAACUAGGGCAGAGCAUCUCCCGGAAACGAACUCCAAAGGAUAAAAAGGAGAAGGAACUGGAUGGUGCAGGAAAGAGGAGAAAAACCAGCCAGUCAGAGGACGAGGAAGCCCCCCGAAGCUAUAGGGAGGAGAGGCCCACACUUGUGAGCGCCCUGACGGAGAGGAGAAUUGAUGCUGCCAUCGGGAACCAGAACAAGGUGAAGUCCAUGGCAACCCAGCUUCUGGCCAAAUUUGAGGAGAAUGCACCAGUGCAGUCCACAGGCUUACGGAGACAGACUGUCCUGCCUUAUCAGGAACGUGUUCACAACCAGCUAUCCUGCAGACAGCGAGAGCAAGGCCGCCUUGCUCCCAUGCCUCAGUGGAAACAGAGAUCUCCUCAGUUUUUUUCUGGUGACCAAGUGCCUGAGCAAGCACUGAAUGUUGAGCAGAGGGCAUGCCAACUGGCUGCCCUCCUGGAGCCGAGGCUGACCAUCAGGCAUCAGCCAGAGACUGAACCGUCUCGUCGAUUCUUUGUUGACCAGUGGGAACGCUCCCUUUGCCUUCGUACUUCCAACCGCCCUUCUUCACCCUCAUCUGACUCCCUUCGACAGAAGUAUAUAAAGAUGUACACAGGCGGAGUGAGCUCAUUGGCUGAGCAGAUAGCCAAUCAGCUUCAAAGGAAAGAACAGCCCAAAACCCUUCUAGACAAGAAGGAACUGGGCUCACUCAAGAAGGAGUUUCCCCAGAAUUUGGGAGGCAGUGAUGUCUGUUACUUCUGCUGCAAGCGGGUCUAUGUGAUGGAAAGGCUGAGUGCUGAAGGCAAGUUCUUCCACCGCAGCUGCUUCAAGUGCGAAUACUGCGCCACCACCCUGCGUUUAUCAUGUUACGCCUAUGACACAGAAGAUGGUAAAUUCUACUGUAAACCUCACUACUGUUACCGACUCUCUGGUUAUGCUCAAAGGAAGAGACCAGCAGUGGGUCCUCUGUCAGGAAAGGACAACAAAGGAUCCCUGCAGGAAGCCAUGGCCGCUGAAGCAAGUGGACGGGCAAAUUCCAUAGCCAUUUCGGCAGAGAGGACUCCAGGUCCUAAUGUCAAUGGAUUGGAGGAGCCCAGCCUGGCCAAGAGGCUGCGUGGCACACCUGAGCGCAUUGAGCUGGAGAAUUACCGGCUGUCACUGCAGCAGGAGGAGGAACUGGAAGAGGUUCCCGAGGAGACCCUGGCAGAGCAUAACCUGAGCAGUGUACUAGACAAAGGAACAGAAGAGGAUGUGCCCAGCAGUAGUUCAGAAUCCGAGAUGGAGGAGGAGGAGGAGGAGGAGGAAGAGGAACCCCUGCAGCCACAGCUACCCACCUCAGACCUGGGAGGUGUGCCUUGGAAAGAGGCUGUGCGAAUCCAUGCCCUUCUGAAGGGAAAGAACGAGGAAGAGCUUGAAAGUCAGAAAAACCACAAGGCUGAAGACAGGGAAGAGGAGGAGGAAGAAGAAGAGGAAGACGCAGAGUCUAGUGAAGAGGGAGAGUAUUACCCUUGGGCGAGAGAGCUCCAGCAAGGCCUCUGGCUUCAACGUCCCUCAAAUGAAGAGGACACGGGUACUUUUAAAGCUGGAAACCUGAGGCUACAGCAGAUUGUAAAUCCGAUUGAUCCCCUGGAGAUCCUGGCAGAUGUGCACUGGACACACAUCCGUGAGAAAGAGGAGGAGGAAAAAAUGGUCCCAAUUUCAAAGUCCUCCACCUCCAGAGCAUCCGACCUUCCCUCCGUACGCCGUGAGGCAGUGCAGGCAUGGCUGGAGACGGUCUCUGGAGCCCCAUUUGAGGAGAAUGAAGUGGAGGAUGAUGUGGGCACAGAGCCAGCAGAUACAGAAGGGGAAGCAGGCGAAGAUGGAGACACAGGUGCAGAGCUAGAUGAUGAUCAAAGAUGGUCAGAUGACACCCCACCUGAUGCAGAAGAUGAGUGUCACUUACCUCAAGGGGACAUGGAAGAGCCAGAAUUGAAAGUCUCUGAGGAUGAGGAUCCAUGCAAACCCUCCACCCCCAUCUGGUCACCCAAUAAGACUGCUGUUCCUCAGUCCCCAGCUGGUAGUCCCAGUGCAGAACAAAUAGAGAAGGUAAAGGAUCCCCUCAUGGCAGUGCCCGGCAUGGACAAAUCUCCAGAGAGACGCUUUUUUCGUGAACCAUUCCUCCUUGAAGAAAGUCCAAAAGAUGAAAUCCUUGAAGAUCAGAAAGUUAAAAGCCCUUCUGUCUCUCUCUCUCCAAUACGGUCCCAACCAGUUGCAUUGCCAGAAGCCAUCACACCUGCAUCACCAGUGCAGUCUCAGCCUGCAACACCUAUGUUGGCUUCGUCCCCGCUCUCUGCCCAGUGGCCUAUCUGUUCCCAGCCUUUGCCGUCUGCUGAAGCACCCAUUCCAUCUCCAGUGGAACCUCCAGUGUGCUUUCAGCCUGUACCAGCCUUAACAUCCACUCCUCUGACCCAGCUUGCCCUAAAGAGCCAAGAUAAUGAAGUAGUAAAAUUGGGGAGCCCUACUACUGCAGAAGAAGCCCUGAAACGGAAUAACCUUGUAGAGGAGUUCUGGAUGAAGAGUGCUGAAAUCCGGAGGAGUCUGGGGCUCACUCCAGUGAACAGAAGCAAAGGGUCAGAGCCUAGCUUUACUGUCUCAGCCCUUGAGUCAGCUCCGCUGAGUGUUUCAGAGGAGGAGGGGAUCCAUCUUGUAAAACCCCAGCCUGCUCCAAGAAGGCUGAUCAUGUCCAAACUAGACAGUGAGCAGAUGUCUCUGCUGACUCCAAAAUCUCCCUCAGACAAAGAGCUGAAGAGUUCCAAUGAAGUAAAGAGAGACUUAUCCAGCAGCUCUGGAUUGGGUCUGCAUGGAAGUUCAUCCAACAUGAGGACAUUGGCCAGCCAGAGCUUCAAUACUUCUGACUCUACUAUGCUCACUCCACCAUCAAGCCCUCCCCCACCACCUCCUCAAAAUGAAGCACCAGCAACUUUGCGUAGAAAGAGGCAUCAGACAAUUUGGCAGAAUGAGACAGAGUCUAAGCCAGCACCGACACCUCCUGCACCCUCACCUUAUGAGCACAACCCUCCUGCCAAAGAGUCAACCCAGGCCUCAAAAGAAGAGGAGCGGAAGUCAUUUGUGGAGAGUGUGGAUGAGAUUCCAUUUGCUGAUGAUGUAGAAGACACUUAUGAUGAGAGAACUGAGGAUACAAGUCUUCAUGAGAAGUUCUUUACACCCCCUACCAGUAGGCCAAGGCCAGAGAAGCCUCUUCACCUGCCAUUGGCCAAAGAGAAUGGUGGACUUCCCUCAAUGGAAGGAGAAGCAAACCAAAGGAAGAGAGUGCUGCCUCAAAUCUCUCCAGAAGCUAAGGAGCUAGCUGAGGAAAGAAUGAGAGCCAGAGAGAAAUCUGUAAAGAGUCAGGCAUUGCGGGAUGCCAUGGCUAAGCAGUUGUGUAAGAUGAAAGAUCUGGAGAUGGCUGCAGCUGCUGGGGCCACCAAGGCACGAAAAGCCUCCUCCAUGCCCUUGAAGCCCAAAGAGAGAGUUUUUGAGUCCUCAGCACGUUUGGCCAUGAAAGCAGCAGAGGGCCCCACGCUGAAACAUGAUGCUGCUAAUGAAAGGUUCCUCUCCCCCCCUGUUGAUGUUGCUGGGCCCGAAGGGUCUGUCACCUCCUCAGAGGGCUCCAGUGGGAAAAGUAAGAAAAGGACUUCUCUAUUCUCCCCUCGUAAGAACAAAAAGGAGAAGAAAUCCAAGAAUGACGGCCGGCUUUCUGACAAAUCCAGUGGCAUGGCUGAGGAAGCCACCAAGCCCAGAUCAUUGUGGAAGUCUGUUUUCUCUGGGUACAAGAAAGACAAGAAGAAAAAGACUGAUGACAAAUCCUGCCCUAGCACUCCCUCCAGUGGUGCCACAGUGGACUCUGGGAAGCACAAGGUCUCUCCAAUGGUUAGAGCAGCAGAUUUGCAGCUCCGUCGACACUUGAGUUUCUCAGAGGACUCUGACCUCUCCAGUGAUGAUGUUCUUGAACGAUCUUCUCAGAAAUCCAAGCGAGAGUCGAUUUAUGUACCACACGCCCUGGCAUUCAAGAGAUCAUACUCGUCAAAGAGAGCCUACACUGAGGAGGAGCUGAACGCCAAACUGACCAGGAGAGUGCAGAAAGCUGCCCGGCGACAAGCCAAGCAGGAGGAACUAAAGAGGUUACACAGAGCCCAGAUCAUCCAACGGCAGCUGGAGCAGGUAGAAGAGAAGCAGAGGCAGCUGGAGGAGAGGGGGGUUGCAGUGGAGAAGGCCCUUAGAGGAGAAGCAGACUAUUGGGGAGAGUCUUAUUACAGUGACCUCAUCGACUUGCACCUGGGUGUUGAGCCCAAUGCCGGGACACCACGUCGUAGACCUCUCUCCUUCUGCCCUUGCUGUGCCCAUGAAGGCAUGGGGAAGAAGGAUGAUCCAAAGCUGAUGCAAGAGUGGUUCAAGCUGGUGCAGGAGAAGAACGCUUUGGUGCGCUACGAGUCUGAGCUGAUGAUAUUUGCUCGAGAAUUGGAGCUGGAAGACAGGCAGAGCCGGUUACAGCAGGAACUCCGGGAAAGGAUGGCAGUGGAAGAUCACCUGAAAACAGAUGAGGAGCUAUCAGAAGAGAAGAGGAUCCUGAAUGAGAUGCUAGAAGUCGUGGAGCAGAGAGACUCUUUGGUGGCCCUCCUUGAGGAGCAGCGGCUUCGAGAAAAAGAGGAGGACAAGGACCUGGAAGCUGUUAUGCUGUCCAAGGGCUCUAGCUUGAACUGGUCCUGAGCUAACAUACUCACCUCUGCUGGUCUGUGCUAUCCAGCUGCCCUACACUGAGUUUGUCAGGACUACCUGGAUCGAGAGAUCUUGAGGGGGAAACCUUGUUAAGGGUUCUGCAGCAUGCAGGAAUUCAGUUUGAAGCACCCAGAAGCCUUUUGAUAAUUGGGUUUGGUUCUAGAGGCUUGGGUCCCGCACAACGUCUGCAAACCAAGCUGAAGACGAUGGCCUGAGAUUGCACAGUCUCUUUGGGUCCUAUACAAGGGGCCAUUAGCAUUUUGUGAUAUGAGGGAAAAGGGUAAACUUUUUGUGGAGGGAUUUAUUACCUUUUAAUGAGAAAAAACCCUUAACCAAACUGGAUUUGCUGCAGUCUGAUCUCUCUUGCUUUUUCACUAUUAGCAUUUUUUAAUGAGAGGGAGAGAAGUGGCUAACCUCUCCUGAAAACCACAGCAGCCUGUAGCAGUCCUUGGGGGAGUUAACCAGCUAAAGGAGAGCUCCUGAAGCCCAGAGCAGCACCUUUGUUUUAUUCUUCCUCCCCACCAAAGAAACAAACCUGAGAUGAGCAUUAUGCAUGGGUAUGAAGGAACACUGGAAAGAGAAAACUUUGGUGGUGUGUUUGUUUGAAACCUCUUCUGCCCGUCCUGGCUUUUACGGAGACAAGGGCCUCAGAGGGCACACACUCUCUCUCUAUCGUACUUUCUAGAGUUAUGGUUAUGAGAAGAGUAGAGAGAGAGAGUGUGGAGUUCUCCCACACUUUGCUACAUGCUGGACAGAGAGCUACUGCUGGUCUCAUGUCUUCAUGGCCAUUGUUCAAAGGCUAAUAAGUUUCUCUAAUUUGUUUUUUUUGUCGCAACCUUUUGACACUGGAAAAUACUGACUUUGUGGGACAAUGGUAAGUGUUUUGAGGGGCAGGGUUGUCAAACGGCAUUCUCUGGCUUUUAAACCCAGAGAGGGAGCCACCUCUGGGUGAAACGUUGUUGAGACUCCUCAGUGUUUGGUUUUUUCCCCCUCUAUUUCAUUUUUGCACGUCAGAAAUGAAGCUUAAGACCUGCCUGGGCCCUCAGUCACCUUGACCCUUUUAUGUCAAUUAACUUAUUUUUUUAAUACUUGAAAGAAGAUUCAUUUUUGUACCUUUUAAGAAACAAAUGGACAAGUGAGUGAUAGGUGUGUGCCUGCUGCAUCCCACAACCUCUGCUUCUACAUCACAGGACUCUUGUUACUUGUGGCUAUUUAUUAGUAUUGUUAUUAAUAAUGUUACUGUUGCCCAUCUUGGGUCUGGGAGGAGUGUGUGUUUUAACUCCAGGAGAGCAAGACACUACCGCAGAUUGGUCCCUACUUUGUAUACAGGGCAGACUUCCUGGACUCGCGUAUGCAUCCUGCCCUAGCCAAGUCCUUUUUAUGAUGAUCUCCUGCACAUCCAUGGAGUUGUGAGAAACCAGUAGUGUUCGUAGCAGAUUUUCCCUCUGUAUCCCAGAUUCCCUCUCUCUGGACGAACAAACCUGUAAUUUAUUUAAAUACCAUUAAUAGUUUGUAACAAGAAAACCAAAACUGUGACCUAAAAGUUCUCCCCCACCAAUAGCUCUCCCUUCCGCUCAGAGGUUGAACCCUGCCAUUGUAAGAGCUGCCUAGAGUGACUUCCAGCUUAGCAAGUGAGGCACAAUUCUUUCUGCAUCUGCCAAAGCAGGCUCCUUUCUGCUCCACUCCCAGAGCUGUGGCCUUUGAUCCAGGAGGGUGCCCGUUGUACUCCUACUUUCAGUAGUGGGCAGGACAUACACUGAGCAACCUAGCUACCAGGCUAGGAAGGACUCUGCAGUCUGUCACCAUUUGGUAGACUCCAGAAGUACACUACAUCCUUAACCCAUCCCACUGGGCACAGGGCGUGAUGCCAUCCCUCUUAACUUCGAAUUUCCUAGCCACGUUUGGUUUGUGUCACAUCCUUAGCAUGGUCCAUUGUUAGUGUGUUUUUCUCUGGGGUUUAACAGCGAAGGAAGAUAGUUAAGCUUGCUUCCCCCGGUAUCUGAGAGGUGUGUCCCAUUCCCAAACAAAUCCAUGCAGCACCAUUGAGGUUGCUAAUGCUAUAGCCUGGUGGUGGAGCAGAUACACAAUCAGUGGGGUCCUUCCCAUUUAAUCUUCUGCUGUGUCUGAAAGGGACUCUCCCUUCUGCUUUGGGGGGACUCCUUGAGGUACUCGCUUCCUGUGUUCAUAAAGGGCAUGGAACCUUGCUUUUUGGCCAUCUGCUCUCCCCAGCAGAGUCCUCUGGAUUCCUGUGGGAGUUUGGAGGAGCCCCAUGUCUGUUUUCUCAACUUCGCACCGCUGUUAGGGACCCAUGCCAUGCCCACCGUACUUCAAGCAGAGAAGGAACGGAUGGGACACUCUCCAGAGACCAUCUGCAAAGCUGUUUAGUUGGCUGUGGAAACAUACUUUCUCCCACCCGACCCCAGCCCAGCUAGCAGAGGCUGAACAAGCUGUCUCCUGUGCUUCCUGCUCUUCCCAUCCCAGGGAGUAUGUGACCACAAAUUAAACCCAAGGUCUAGCAAAGCAAUGCAGAGAGCCAGCCACUGUGUUACUUAAUAGUGUUCGUGCUAGGUACCCAGAGCAAAGCUCCAGUGGAACAUCUGAACAUAGACCUUCACCUGCCUGUGUAGUGAAGGGGCAAGCUGUAGCUGCAGAACCAGUUUACAUACACUGUUUUUGUGGGUUGCACCACAAAAAUGGUGACUCCUACCAAAAAAACCCCCAAAAUCUAGGGUGGCUCUUGCUGACUGUUUUCCUAAAACCAGCCUCGACCCAUUUUAAUAGUGCACACUGUCUGAGGAACACAGCUGAUUUUGGACAGGAGAUCAUUAAAUACGCACUGCAAAUGAAAAAACAAAAAGCUACCCUGCCCUCCUCAUUUAUGCUGUAUAAAAAGAGCCUCUUAACAUAAUAUUUUUUAAAUUGCUGGUUGCUUGUUAUAGAAGAAAUAUGAGGUUCACACUUUUCUCUUUGUGCUGGGGGACUUGAAUAGUGUUGUUACUCAAGGCUCUGCUCUGACAACCGCCCUCCCUGCCCCCAGCUAAAAGGGGGGUGGGGAGAUGCAUGUUCUUAAACUCUGCAACCCUUCAGGUCUCACUGGCCUCAGAGGAGAAAGUGAGGACCUAAUGCACAUGUGAAAAAAAGAAAAACAAUUUAAAACCAAAAUUGAGGCCUGUUUUACCUCAUAAAAACCUGUAAAGGGCACAAUUUAUAUUUCCAGUUCAGUUAAAUUUUCAGAAAAUCCAUUACAUAAGGACUAGUUUUUAAUUAAAAAUAUUUAUUUUUUAGAAUGAAAUAUAGAGACUCUUGUCACAUGAAACUGUCUGGGUGCAUAUUUUCAAACUGCCACCUUCUGCAACUGCAUCUGAGUAAGGUGUUCUACAGAGCUAUCCCUUGGGUAGGGAGAAUCAGGGCAAUUGCUCUGGGUCCCACGCUUUGUGGGGCCCCGCGGGCCAGUACGAUUGGCCAACACAGUCAUGGAAGAGACGAAUCCGUCACUUCCGCCUCGGGCCCCGCACCCUUCUAGGGACAGCCCUGGUGUUCUAACUCUUUGAGCUAGUAGAGUGGAUAACAACACAACUGUGGCAAUGUGCAUUCAGUAAUACGUGCUGCCUUGAGUGUGAGGGAGACUAAAGGAGUCUAUUAGUACAAGUGCGUGCCCCUGUAGAUGGUACUAACCAGACCAUGGGCUGGUGAAAGCUGAGUUUGGAACCUAAACUCCAUGUCUAUUCCUUAACUGACUGAGACUGGGAACGUGCAGGAGGCAGGGUACUAUGUCCCUGGGGAGGAAGGAGUCCUGGGCUUCAAACUGCUCGGAUGUGGAGGGAGGACAACUCAGCCCUGGGCUAGAGGGACAGGUUCAAUCUAAUGUGAAGCCCUAACCCGUGCUGGGGAGAGGAAAGAAUAAAAGAGGAAACGGGGGUGCGGGGAGCCCCAACCAAAAGAAUUAUUUAUUUUAUUUUGGAGCAAUACAAAUAAUUUUAAAACCGAUUUCCAAACAAAAACCUCAUCUCAUGGGAACGAGAAUAUCUUUUAACAUGGAUUCCUUUUUAAGUAAUUCACCAAUGACUGUAAAAGCCACAGGGUUGUGUCCUGGGCUUCAACCCCAGCUGCUGUCCCUGAUAGGUGGCCUGAAGCUGCUCUUUAAAAAGAAACUCGCAUUUCAGAUGAAAAAUGUAUUUGGAAGAGGGGUAGGGGUUGAUUUGAAAAGCAAACUGCAUUGACUAGUUAUAAUCCCUUAGGGUGUCUCUCCGCCGCAGGGGGAAGCAUGCCUCCCAGCCUGGGUAGGCAGACACAGACUAGCUCUGCGUGAGCUAGCAUGCUAAAAAUAGCACUGUAGACAUUACAGCACAGGCUACUCACCCAAUUACAAGCCAGUCCAAGCCCGGUAGCUAGCCCCUGCCACCACCCUUGCCGUAAUGUCCACGCUGCUAUUUUUAGCCCAAUAGCUCAAGCAGAGCUAGUGUGUGUCUCUACCUGAUCGGAGAGGCACCUUCUGAGCUGCAGUGUGGACAUAACCUUAGUGCCUGAUCCUGCAAACAACAUACUACUGGGCAUAGCACUGACCACUGACCCUUCAGGGGGACACCACAUUGUAGUAAGUACUAUUUUUGAUAAGUCUUUGCAGCAUCAGGCACUUAGCUAAAUAGAUAUUACAAAAUGUUUCAAGCCAGCUUCUAGAAUCCCUGUCACUUGUUCAGUUUCUCCAACAAAUAGUGAAUACCUUUCUCAAUAGCACCCGCCCCUUUGAUGCUGCAUCUCCGCUGGGAUCUCGUGAUGACUCUGAGUAGGGCUGCGUGAGUUUCACUGUUAGAAAGUGCCAAAGCUGGGAAGUUCUAAAAUAUGAUAACAAAAAUACAAAUCUGUAUAAGACUUACCUUACAACUUGAAGCUUUCCUGUACUUUCCGAUGGCAGUGCUGAUCUCUUCAGCCCUAUGUUAAUUCAUCCUGGCUUCUUGUUUGGUAAUUAAUUGUUUUUCAGUUCUAUUCAAGAUAUUUAACAUUUAUUUUUUACUCAUUUACUCUUCCCACUGAACUUAAGAUCUUUCUUAUUAUACUCUAGUCUUCCAAGAACAGCUCCCACCUGAAGCAACAUGAUUUCAGAGUUGCAUGUCAGGAAUGUGAUCUCUGUGGGGAGCACAGUACCCAGUGUACAGCCCUGCCUGCUAUGGGCUGUAGCAUGCAACGAGCUCCAUGACUUUUAAUUUCCAUUGUCUGUCUGAAAGUGAGCAUUAAAAAUAGACCUUGAUGGUAGUAUGCUUAGCUCCUGUGGUCAUUAACAAAUGCUCCCUCCCACCCCAUUCUCAUCCAGUAAUCCAGCCUUCCCCAUACAGUCUAAAUUACAACAAUGCAGGAAUAAAUAGGGCCCUAAUGUUUCACUAAGGAAAAAUUCCUGAUAUCCUUUUCCUUUUUAAUAAUUUUGUUGCUUGUUCAUGACUGUAUUGGUAUGAGAAAAGUUGCUAUGGUUAAGUAAUUCUGAUUUUAUAUGCAUGGCUGAUGCAUUGUGCCCUGAUUCCUUUGACUAGUUUUAUAAAAAUGAAAUUAAAUAAUCCCCAUCUUUGAGAAAUGGCUCCUUCUGCUACAGGUCUCUCUGCAUCAGAGAUGUUCCCCCAAUCACUAGAAAGGUUAAACAUUCAUGAACUGCCCAUGCAAUAAAACUCUGAAUCUCAGAGGUAGAACAGCAAGAGAGCUAAAUACUGGCUUCAUACUUCCUAAUGCACUUUGUGGGCUGAGCUGAAGAACAGCUGGGGCCGGCUCAUGGAGUGGCAAUGUGUGCUGCCUGGAGUUAAGUUCCCCUGUGCCUGGGAUGGGGUUCCCCUGAAAGUACUGGACAGAGUCAGACUCCCCUGUAUCUAGAGUGGGAACUAACACCUCCAUUCUAAGGAGCAAACUAAGAUAAGACCAGCACUUGUGCUCAGGGCUGGGAUCAGGUUGAGUAGAGGGAUCAUCCUUUCAGAGGUGCCUCAGGAGCCUCUCCUUGUACACUUGUGAAUCGUGAGAGUCAAUGCAACUUGGUGAGGCUCAAACCCACUGAAAAGCUAUGCUUCCCUACCUAUCCCAUGCCUGCUCUGGAUAUCAUACCACCAGAGGAAAACCGUGCAAAGGGAAAGACAUGAAUAUCUUUCAGCUCUAACUUCCAAAUACACUUUUGUCUUUUUAACUUAACCAAAACUCCAUUUGUCCAAUUGGGGCUGGAGAGUGACUCUUCUUGUUGCAAACUCCAUUGCUAAGCAUAUCAGGAUAGGAUUAUAGAGCAACAGCAGGUUUUAAAACAGUCACAUGAAUCUGUUUUUUCUCUCCAUCUGUCUCUGAUUUCCUGUAAAUAUUUGUUUGUGUGUUGGCUGUACAAACACCAAUGGAUCCUUCGUUCACCCCGGUGGUCAAAAAAUGAGAUUUGCAGUGUCCAGGCCUCCAUCAGAACACAGUGCUUGCACAGAGCUAGUUAGCGUGUUUGUCUGCACUCUGUGGUGGAUUUUAAUAUUUUUAUACAUCCUAAUCAAGAACAUUUUAGAGCAUUUGAAAGGUCUAGAUUGCAUGAUCUGGAGCAGCCGUUGGUUCCAUUUUUUAACAGUUGAUCCUAAAACAUUCACCACCACCUCUUUGGUUAAAACUUUUAAAAUGAAUUUUUGAUUAACUGUUUACAUCGGAUGCUGAUGGAUAAGAAGCAUUGCAUAAUCUCGUAUGUAAAAAUGUGAAAAGCCACAACAUGGCUCUCAGGAGUUGGAACUGUUACCAUCUGCAAUAAAAAGAAGUCUCUAAGUAUACCAUGAAACAGCCUGUAUAUAAUUCAUGGGAGAGAUCACUUCCUUGACUGAUUCACGAUAACAGAGAUUAGAUGCUUUCUGAAUGUUCCUGCUUUUGGAGAUGCUUAGAAUGGUGCUAUAUAGGCAGUGGAGUUGAACAGACAAGGAUGUCAUGUAAGAUGUAGAUGUGAAGGGGAAAAUGCCAUGCUAUGAUGGCACUGCAGUAAUUUAAAUAAUCUCUCUCUCUAUAUAUAAAUAUAUAUAAUGUAUGUAUAUGUGUGUGUGAAGUCCAGUCCAAUUGAAGGGAUUUGCUUUGGCACCUACCCCUUGGGAUAUGAGUGAAUGCUGAUAUUCAGACUGUUCAAGGCUUUUAUAGUUGGCGAGUGUGGAGUGUUAACAAGAAAGUGUGUACCCUACAUGUAUAAAACAUCCAGGCUGUUUUCUUCGAUUUGGGUGUGUUUUAUUUUUUGUUUUUUAUGCACACUUGCUUUGUUGGUGUUUGAGAUUUUAGCACCUGAGGUGGCCAACGGAACUAAAAAAUAAAGUCAUUCAUUAUUUUUUUU
Messenger RNA from Dermochelys coriacea (leatherback sea turtle), 14420 nucleotides. It is a transcript of the gene MICAL3, whose product is annotated as microtubule associated monooxygenase, calponin and LIM domain containing 3. Lineage: Eukaryota; Metazoa; Chordata; Testudines; Dermochelyidae. The transcript is spliced from 41 exons. Gene Ontology annotation, molecular function: FAD binding; protein binding. Bases 404 to 7108 code for a protein of 2234 amino acids. The record is from RefSeq and is a predicted model, not a curated record.